AAGGUCCAAGUUUGCAAAUACUUGUAGGCAGUGAAGCUAAGGGCAUUAACUUACAGUAACAAUAAAAGAAGACAACUUGGGUUUGGGAGAGCCAGUUUCUGAAAGUGAGAAAUCUUCUAAAUUGGAAUGCUGGAUUAAGAACGAAGACAAAAUAAUCCAUAAAUUGAAUUUGAAGACUGAAAAUCUGAAGAAAAAACAUGAUGUAAGGACAAUACGUCAUGCAACUACAUGAUUGGAAGGAGGUGRCUCCAAGUCAAGUGGACAGUUUGACAUGUAAAAAUGACCAUCUACCUGGUCUUAAACAAUUUGCUGUAAUUGACACACUGUCUGAGCAUCUGGAAAAAGAAAAAAAACUGCUGUUCACUCCCACUGAUAAGACUGAGGAAGAAAAGUUAGAAACAGAAGUUGAAAAAAAGCAAGGGAAAUCAGUUUCAGGGUUUGAUACCUUAAUUAAGACACGGCAAGGGGACAGAGACUACUGUAAAAGUGAAGCUGAGAGUUUGCAGAAGGUUCUUAGAAACACAUCUUCAAGACUUAAGCAGAAGCCUAAUUGUGGCAGAAUGUCAAAAAGAUUUUCAGCCAUCCAGGGAGCGAGUUCUGACCCAGAAGUUAUGAAAAUAUUGAGAGAGUGUGAAGAACAUAAGUCAAUACUGGAAAAAUAUGAGCGCCAUGUGGCAGAAAUUCAGGGUAACAUCAAGGUUUUAACAGCUGAAAGAGACAAAAUUAUCAAUCUUUAUGAACGGGCACAGGAAGAGAUAUCCCGCCUUCGUCGGGAAGUUAUCAAGUGUCCCAAGGCUACUAAAAACACAGUGACAGCUCAAGCUAUCCUAAGGCGCGUGGAGACGGAAAGGGAUACGGCGCUGUCUGAUUUCCGAAGAAUGACUACGGAACGCGAUAGCCUCAGGGAGCAGUUAAAGAUUUCCCAAGAGAUUGCAUUUAACGAGAAGGCUCACUUGGAACAGAGAAUUGAAGAGCUGGAAAUAACAGUUCAGAAUCUAGAUAGGGAACGGCUAGAACAAAUGUCCAGACUGGCAUUAAUGAAAGACACUGUGGAGUCUUUGGAAACAGAGACGAAAACAUUGUCAGGAAGAGCAUUGGACUUGGAAACUGAAUUGAGCCGACAGAAAGUUGAAUAUGUUUCACUUAAUUUAUUGAAAGAAAAGACAGAACAGAGUCUUUCAGAGUCUAAGCAAAGUCUUGCUAAGAAAAAAUAUGAGCUACAACUUACCCAAGAAAAAAUUAUGCUUUUGGAUGAAAAAAUUGAUAAUUUUUCAAAACAAAGUCUUAUUCAAGAAGAGGAAAUCAGCGCUUUGAAAGCAACAAUUGCACAACUUGAUAAAGAAAAGGAAACUUUGCAAGACUGUGUAAAAGAACGAAAAAAAAAAAUYGCUGUUCUUGAAGAAAGCCUGACAAUUAAAGAAAAAAACAUUUCAGAUUUCAAGGUUCUGAUUUCUGAGUUGGAGCGUUCUGCAAAAAAAUCUGCUGAAGCUCUCUGUAUCUGUGAGCAAGAUAUCGCCAGUCUGCACCAACAGCUAGAAGAAGCCAAUGAUGAACUUGCCCAGAGUAAGAAGAACAGAGAAUCACUAGCUCAGGAGAAUGACAGGUUACAAGAGCAUCUUUCUAAUAUUAAGCAAGAAAAUCAGGUGCUCUAUAAAAAACUAGCAAAGUACCAAAAUGAGCUUGAUGAUGUGAAGUUGAAAGUCCAGGAUUCAAACAAAGAUAUUGUUAGGCUGAAGGGCAUGCUGAAGUCUAAAGAGAGAGAGAACUGUGAGCUCUUGGAGAAAUACCACRCAGCCUGUGAAGAAGGAGAAAGCUGGGAAACCAAAUGCCAUCAAGCAGAGGCUGAUUGCAGCUCUGUUAGACUGGCGUUAAUCAGCGCAGAAUCCGAGAACCGCAGGUUGAAAGAAAGAAUCGAGUCCCUUGAAAUAGAUAUGGAACAAAAUUUAACAACAGAAAAAGCAUACAAGGCUCAAAUUUCUACCUUGAAAAUGACUCUUCUGAAAAUGGAAGGAGAGCUUCAAAACUUACAGCGAGAGAAAGUCUCUAUCCUUGCAGAUCUCAAAUCUACACAAGAACUUUGCAUCAAAUUGGAUACUGGCAAAGAACUGUUAACCCAGGAGUUAACAUCCAGAGCAGAGGAAGUAGAAAGGCUGCAGAACGAUUGUGAGUCAUCCCAUUCUGAAAUAGAGCUCCUCAGGAAACAGCUGACAAAUGAAAGAGCAUCUCUGAAGAACCUGGAAUCUUUGCUUGUGUCUAGUCGAGAGAAAGAAUUGCAAUCGCAGAUAGCAGAGCAAGAAAGAGACUCUGAAAUUCAGCUUCUCAAGGAACAGCUUGCUUUAGCAGAGAAUAAGCUUGCUGUGCAAAGCCGAGAUUUUACUCAGCUCAGAAAUACAGCAGCUCAGCUAGAGUCAGAACUCGAUAUCACCAAAAGACAGCUGGGAACGGAGCGCUUUGAAAGGGAACGUGCUGUACAGGAGCUUCGACUCCAGAAUCUUACAACCUCCUAUCAGUUUAGCUCCACGUUGAGAGCAUCAUCACCCGAACGUUGCCACCAUCGAUCUCCUGAAUGGUCUCUGGACCGGUCCCUAGAAGGGGAUUCUUCGUUCAAAGACUUUUGACAUUAUAUUCAUGAUGGCUUCUGAAGACACUACACAUCAUCUGGAGAGUUAGAGUUCAAGUAUAAUUCUGGGCUUAUCAUUCUUUCCCAUUUUGAUUAUACAUUAAAUAUAUUUCAUGACUUGCUGGAAAUUUUUUCAGACACUCCUAAUGUUGUUCAGUGGAAAGAAAACUGUCUAGAUAAUUUCCCUGCCCAAUCCUGUAUUAUUGGGGAAUAUGGCCCAUCUCAGGUAACAGGAAGGAAAUGCAAGUUUCACCAACUGUAUUGGUAGUGUGCGACUGUUCCGUUAUUAAAAAUGUAUUGAUAUAACUGGAAUAAAGGAAUGGAUGUAACAGUAUCAGGGAAAAGUAG
Molecule: messenger RNA, 2968 nt
Organism: Nothoprocta perdicaria
Lineage: Eukaryota; Metazoa; Chordata; Aves; Tinamiformes; Tinamidae
Gene: TSGA10
Product: testis specific 10
Exons: 19
Coding region: 219-2618 (799 amino acids)
Source: RefSeq, a predicted model, not a curated record